Messenger RNA from Syngnathus typhle (broad-nosed pipefish), 1072 nucleotides. RefSeq names its product neurogenin 1 (gene neurog1). Gene Ontology annotation, molecular function: protein dimerization activity. The record is from RefSeq and is a predicted model, not a curated record. The transcript has a single exon. Lineage: Eukaryota; Metazoa; Chordata; Actinopteri; Syngnathiformes; Syngnathidae. Bases 1 to 543 code for a protein of 180 amino acids.
AUGGACGCGUACGCCAUGCACGACUUUUUCCAGCUGAGCGACGACGACGAUGACUCGCGCGCCAGCACGCGCUCCUCGUCGCCACCGCCUCCGCCACCGACGCAGAAGAAGCGGCGGCGGGGGCGCGCGCGCAACGAGGCCACCGUACGCGUGGUCCGGAAGAGCCGCCGGCUGAAGGCCAACGAUCGCGAGCGGAACCGGAUGCAUAACCUCAACGGCGCUUUGGAAGAGCUGCGCCGCGUGCUUCCGGCGCUACCAGACGAGACGAAGCUGACCAAGAUCGAGACCCUGCGUAUGGCGCACAACUACAUCUGGGCCUUGGCCGAGACACUGCGGAUGGCCGACCGCGGCGGACCCCCCCGCGACGGUGCCCUCGGCGACGGCCCCGGUUCGGGCUGGUUCUCCUGCUGCACAAGCUCGCCGUCCUCCUCGCCGUCUUCAUCAUCUUCCUCCUCCUCCUCCUCGCCCGCCUACAGCCCGGGCAGCCCGCUCGAACACGCGCACGAGCACGCGCUCUUUGGCCGCCCGCGGGGGCUCUUCUGACCGUUGGAGUGAACCCCCCACCCUCGCCUUCACGGACCUCCCGGCGCGAGCGCGAGUACAGGUGCUUCUCGCACUCCGAUGGAGCCCUGCAUGCGCGUGCACGAGCGCCCAAGCCAAGUCGAAAGGUCAACUCUCCAAUUAGUUGUGUGAAAUUUCACACUCAAGACUCAUUCAUUAUUCAUGAAGACUUGGCUUUAUUUAUUUUUGAAAUGUUUUGGAACUAUUUGUACAUACAGAAAGAUUUUAUCCUAUUUCCUCACUGACACUUUUCAGCACAAUAAAGUUUUUACUUUUAUACAAAAAAUACAACUUUGUGUGUCUCGCAUACAAGCACAGAAUGGGGGAGUGGGGGCUUGACGAAUGAUCACAUUGUAACUGCAUGUUCCGUGUAUGUUGUGUGUGUGUGUGUGUGUGUAUCCUCAUGCUUCAAUCAGGGUUAGGAUUCUAAGCAUGAUUGUGUAUUUAUUUAAAAUAUGUAAUGUUGAAAUCUUCGACAUCAAGCUCGUGAAGGUAGCAAAAGUUAACACGC